GUGAUGUCUGGACUGCAGAUCAUUUCAUUCAUUAUCAUCAUCAGCUCUGUGUUACUACAAACUCACUCAGCUGUUCGUGAUGAUUUCUCAGCUGUACUUCCACACACAGUAACAGCUCUGACAGACUCUUGUGUGCUGAUACCCUGCACAUUCAAUAUCAAUACAUUUGAGGAAAAACUGCAGAACACAAAACAGAUUUAUGGGAUUUGGCUGAAAAAGAGACAUGACUAUAUGAAAGACAAGAGUUUAGUAGUGUUUAACAGCAGUCAAAACAUCAUUCAAGGAUUCAGACACAUAGAGAUGAUUGGAAACCUCACUGAGAAAAACUGCAGCACUGUCUUCUAUAACAUCAUGAUGAAUCAUUCAGACCCGUAUUACUUCAGACUAGAAAUGGAGCCAAAUGUGUUCAGAGCAACAUUUAACACCAAUGCAAAUAAUGCAAAUGAUUCAAGCAAGACUGUGAGGAUCAUUGUCACAGAUUCACCACAACCUCCGGAGCUUAUAUCCAAUCCAAAUGUGUCUAAAUAUGUGAUGGAGGGCACUGCAGUGAAUCUGAUCUGCUCUGCUGAAGCUCCCUGCCCCAAACAACCUCCUACAUUAUCCUGGACUAACAUCCCCAAAUCUGCCAACAUUAUAACACAGUUACAGGAGAAACCUGAUAAAACUCAUUCAGUGUUUUCCUCAAUGACCUUCAAUGCUUCAUACAUGGAUCACAAGAUGAACAUCUCCUGCACUGCAACAUAUCCAAGAAACAUCUCCAAUAACACAACUGUGAACAGCACAGUAAUGCUGAACAUUUCAUUUCCUCCAAAAGAGACUCAUAUCAUUAUUAAACCAUCUGCUUCAGUCACUGUGGGCACUAAUGUAACUUUCACCUGCAAAAGCAAAGCAAGUCCAUCAAAUAACAUGACGUACACCUGGUACAAACGUGGACAGAAGACACCUUUAGCACAGGAAAAGAUGAUGAGCUUCAUUGUAACUCAUAAUAAUACAGGAUGGUAUUUCUGCACAGCACUGAAUAAAUUUGGCAACCAAUCAUCAGAAGAGAUUCAACUGUUAAUCACAGGAUCCUUUAAAGCUGUGAUUUAUGGCUGUAUAGGAGGAUUUUUGGCUUUGCUUGUGAUUUCUGCAGUAUUUUAUUGUAUGAGGACAAAGACAUUGCAGACCAAUACCAGAAGAAAAGAUCAGGCACCAGCCGAGUCUCGGGAGCACGACGAUCGACAAGUAUGCCUGUCUCCUCCAACAAUGUCUUCUCAGGUUAGAAGAGUGAUGGUGGGGAACGCUUGCCCUCAUGCUCCACCAUACAGCUACGAACCUCCCGGCACUAUGAAGCAGAUCAUUCUCGUUCCCCUCGCAUGGUGUCUGGCAGCAUGGCUAUCCAGCUACCCAGCCCAUCUCGUUGCGUUGGCGGAGGUGGCCACCCUUCUGGCCAAACAGCCGAGAUGUCUUCGGGGCUUUACACCCCUAUUUCAUAGUGCCGAAGAAGGGGGGGCUGUGUCCCAUCUUGGAUCUGCGUGUGGUGAACAGAUGUAUUCAUCGAAUGCCAUUCAAGAUGCUAACACCGAGACGCAUCUUGGCGAAGGUUCAGCACCAGGAUUGACCGCAGAUAAAAAUGAAGACAUGCUGGAGAUCUAUUAUAACAUCAACACAAAGAAUGAAAUGUCUGAGAAAGAAACUGAUGAGGUCCAUUAUGAAGAGAUUGAUGUCUCCAAACCACACACCGAUCACAUAAACAAGAAAAACCCAGAGACAGAGUAUACUGAGAUUCAAGAGUCAGAGAGAAACAGACAAAUAAAGAGUGUUCAAAAACAAGAGGAACUCUACACUCUGGUCAAGAUAAACUGA
Molecule: messenger RNA, 1845 nt
Organism: Misgurnus anguillicaudatus (oriental weatherfish)
Lineage: Eukaryota; Metazoa; Chordata; Actinopteri; Cypriniformes; Cobitidae
Source: RefSeq, a predicted model, not a curated record